AAAAAUCCCUUUUCAAAAUACAAAAAAUAUGAAAAAUGUUUGUAUUUUAUUAAUAAUGUAAGUGAUUAUUUAACUAAAUAUUUAAACAGUUUAGUCAAUACGGCUGCUGACUUUUUACACAUUUUUCCGUAAUGUAUACUUUAAACCACAAAAAAUGUUUAAACAAUCAUUUAAAUAUUAUAAGUCGAAAAAUCCACCACCCAAUUUGGAUGAUGUUCUCAAUUUAAAUAAGUCUGAGGAAUUAUUAGCAAAAUCCCUAAUAAAGUAUGUUGACGUACAUUUUAAUACGAAGGAAGGGUCUCAUUAUGGUUUAAGAAAACCCAGUGAAUGGGAAGCAUAUGAAAUCGUAUCCAAAAGAGGCUUAAUUUUCAUCAAAAAUCCAUUUCUGCCAAGUGGUCAAAGGUAUUGGAUUAAAAAAAGUCUUCAAGAAUACUCCAAAAAACCAAAUAAACUAAACAUUGACCCCUUUAAUACCUUGACAAAUAAUACAGACUGGUGGGAUGUUGGCCAAGCAGAUAAGAAAAUUUUGAUGAGUCUGCGAUGGGCUACUCUUGGUUAUCAUCACAAUUGGGAUUCCAAAAUAUAUUCAGAACAAAACAAAUCAGAAUUUCCUAUAGAUUUAAAAGAUAUGACUGAAUAUGUAUCCAGUAAGCUAGGAUUUUUAAACUUCACUGCAGAAGCAGCAAUUGUUAAUUAUUAUCAUCUUGAUUCAACACUUUCUGGUCAUACUGAUCAUUCCGAGCAAAAUUUAGAAGCUCCAUUGUUUUCCUUUAGUUUUGGACAAAGCGCAAUAUUUUUACUUGGAGGGGAAACCUUAGACGAGAAACCCACUGCCAUAUUUUUGCAUAGUGGAGACAUUGUUAUAAUGAGCAAAGAUUCAAGGUUAUGCUAUCAUGGAGUUCCAAAAAUAAUGAAAACUAACAAUGAAACAUGGAAUGAGGAUAGUGAGUAUGUCUUAGCUAAUGAAGACUUUUUAGUGCCUAAAGAUAUUUUGUGGAGGCCUUUUGGUAGUUAUUUAAAUCAUUCAAGAAUUAAUAUUAACGCCAGGCAGGUUUUAGAUGUUGGUCAGUUAAAGCUAUUAAACACAGAAUAGAUGUGUACAAAAAUUUUACAAAAAUAAAAUAUUUAUAUCUUU
Messenger RNA from Diabrotica virgifera virgifera (western corn rootworm), 1135 nucleotides. It is a transcript of the gene AlkB, whose product is annotated as nucleic acid dioxygenase ALKBH1. Bases 155 to 1093 code for a protein of 312 amino acids. Gene Ontology annotation, molecular function: broad specificity oxidative DNA demethylase activity; oxidative RNA demethylase activity; ferrous iron binding. Gene Ontology annotation, biological process: oxidative RNA demethylation. The transcript has a single exon. The record is from RefSeq and is a predicted model, not a curated record. NCBI's taxonomy places the organism in Eukaryota, Metazoa, Arthropoda, Insecta, Coleoptera, Chrysomelidae. Gene Ontology annotation, cellular component: nucleus; cytoplasm.